Messenger RNA from Stylophora pistillata, 1797 nucleotides. RefSeq lists its product as uncharacterized. Gene Ontology annotation, molecular function: DNA-binding transcription factor activity, RNA polymerase II-specific; RNA polymerase II cis-regulatory region sequence-specific DNA binding. Lineage: Eukaryota; Metazoa; Cnidaria; Anthozoa; Scleractinia; Pocilloporidae. The record is from RefSeq and is a predicted model, not a curated record. Gene Ontology annotation, biological process: regulation of transcription by RNA polymerase II.
GGUUUUAAGAGAUCUUAACUUCUAGCUUGGAAACAGAAAACGACCAUCACCGGUGUAAAAAGUUCCAUAGAGUUUACGUUCGGUGCAGUGAGAAUAUCAUACCAGGGAAGUAACUAGAUAGAAUGUCUUAUCAGAUUUCGCCUGUGUCUCAUGGACUACCUAACCUCGCGCAAUAUUUACCCCCUGGUUGCAAAUUUCUGAGUUGCCACGAUGCGCAAAACGUCCUACGAAGUUGCUCAACUUGGAGACUUCCAAAUGGUACUCUGGUCGCUCCACUAGGCGGAGAGCUUUAUCAAGUUGUAGAAGUUCCCGCAAAUUGCGACGAGCGUUGCUCUUAUCAUGAGCCUCGAGGGACAUCGGCUUUGUUGUCUGAAAAUUCACCUCUGCUUCGCAAUGAGUGGUUCCGUUUUCGACACUUGUCUGAAAACGAAAGUUCUUCUUGUUAUUCCGACGGACUCAAGAGGCUGCCCCUUUUUUACUCAGAUGGCCGCCGCUGCAACUGUCAACUUUGCGCCACGACCAUGUAUCCCGAUAGGCUUUACGAGCAUCACCUGUCUCAGAUGAAACCGCAUGACGUGGUAUGCGGACUCAGAGAGGAGAGAUUUUCUCCUUUGCUGAGCAAGCAGAGUAACGAAUCCCCUGACAAUCCAGCAGCCUUUCCGUUUACUCUAUCUCUCCCGCAGUCUUCCGCAUCGCUGACGUCUUCACAAGAGGAACAAAAGAGACAGAAACAGAAGCGAUUUCAGUGUAUGCACUGCGAGAAAUCCUUCGGCAAAUCUUCGCAUCUUCGCGAUCACAUCAGGACUCACACCGGGGAUCGACCGUUUCGCUGUCAGUUUUGCAACAAAGCUUUCACCCAAUACUCGAACUUGCGCACGCACACGCGAAUUCACACAGGCGAAAAGCCAUUCAAGUGUCAUCACUGUAACAAAAGCUUCACACAAGCUGUCACGCUAAGAAGUCACACAAGGACUCACACGGGUGACAGGCCUUAUCACUGUAAGAGGUGCAGCAAAUCAUUUGCUUGUUUUUCCGGUUUGAAAGGACAUCACAGGGUUCAUUCGGACACGGAGCAAGAUGAACUGGAAAUUUAAAAAGAGGCAGAGGACUGAAAAAAAAAAAAAAUCAGAAAUUCGUCAGCAUAGCAUGACUUUUUAAUCACGCCCAAUAUACUAUGUACAAAAACAGACUUUUAGCCGAUAGUCGUGUUCAACCUCGCAUCUAUCCUGAUCCUAACCCAAAGGAAAAACUGCUUAAAGAAUGUUAAAAUGAUCAAACUCAUAGAUAACUUACCCGCUUAACAAUCGAUCUGGUAGAUUCUUCUUCAAAUGACAAUCGAAAAUAAAAAUUUACCUCUAAGAAAGUCUUCAAUCAACGCAACUUAUAUCACUACGCCAAAAUUACAGUCUAAAUGAUGCUCAUAUUAAUCUGUCGUCUGCUUAUAUAGUACAAUACCCCCCAGUUAAACAAAUGCCUUUUUUCGAAAAAUGUUCAGUUAAAUUUUCUUGGGUGCAAUAACACCUGAAUGACAACUAUUAGAUUCAGGAUGCUCCUUCGCCUGUUCUAAAAAAAUUCUUGCUCAGUGUUAUACCGCUGCCUUUCAAUUUUAAACAAGGUCUAUCCCAAUGGAGAUUAAUGGGAGUUUUGUGGGUCAAUUUCUUCCUGUUUUUACAUUUUCCACUGCCCGGUCUGCCGGCUCUGCCGGCACUGCACUCUUGAGCUGUAAGUAAUGUGUUAAAUGUGAGAGAUGCAGUAGAACAGAUGUUGGAAAUAGUGUUGUAAAUAAAAGAAACUUUC